AUGGUCGGAAUCGUUGCAGUGCAGCCGGUGCACAAGGUGGAGCGAGAGGUCGCCGUCGCUGAGGCGCCUGAGCUGAGACGCGUAAUCUGGUACAAAGACCCCGGCCUGAGGAAGCUCUAUGGUCUGGCGAUUGCGCUCUUCUUCGCCUCGGCAACCACUGGAUAUGAUGGUUCCAUGUUGAACGGCCUCCAAAUCCUGCCCGUCUGGCAAGACUACUUCAAGCACCCUACGGGGUCCAUCCUGGGCCUGUUUGGGUCGAUUUACAGCAUCGGAAGCUUGGCUGGCCUACCAUUCGCACCGUAUCUGUGCGACAUAUUUGGUCGACGCAUCGCCAUAAUGGCAGGAUGUAUCUUUCUCUUUGUUGGCGUUGCCAUCCAGAGCGCGUCCCAGAACUUCUCCAUGUUCAUCGCUGGCCGCUUCUUCGUCGGAUUCGGCAACAGCAUGGCUUCCAACUCGGCGCCUCUGCUCCUCACCGAGCUGUGCCAUCCGCAGCACCGUGGCCGAGUGACCACCGUCUACAACCAGCUCUGGGACAUUGGCUCCAUCGCGGCGACCUGGAUCACCUUUGGCACCUUCACCAUCAAGGACAACUGGUCGUGGCGCAUCCCCUCGAUCCUCCAGGCUUUCCCGACUUUGAUCCUCUUCUGCUUUAUCUGGAUCAUCCCAGAAAGCCCGCGCUGGCUGAUCUCCAAGAACCGACACGCCGAAGCCCUGACCACGCUGGCAAAGUAUCACUCCAACGGCGACGAGACCGACCUGACCGUUCAAUUCGAGUACCGCGAAAUCAGGGAGACGCUGCGCCUGGAGUUCGAGUCAAAGAAAUCCAGCAGCUUUCUGGACUUUCUGCGGACAAAAGGUAACCGAUACCGACUGUUGCUUGUUAUUGCGCUAGGCCUGUUCUCCCAGUGGAGCGGCAACGGACUGACCAGCUACUACUUCGCGCUCGUCAUGAAGAGCAUCGGCGUUACGGAUCAUAACGAGCAGUUCGAGAUCAACGGCUCCAAGACCAUCGUGUCCCUGAUUGUUGGACUGAUCGCCGCCGCAGUGGUGGAUAAGUUCGGCAGACGGCCGCUUUUUCUCACCGCCACAUUCGGCAUGUUCGUCUCAUUCGUCCUCUGGACCGCCUGCUCCGCGCUGUACGACCUAGAGGGCAACCUCGCCGCCGGCAAGACGGUCAUCUUCUUCAUUUUUCUACAUGGCGUCUUCUACAACAUCGCCUGGUCGGGCUUGCUGGUCGGCUACACCGUCGAGAUCAUGCCGUAUAAACUUCGCGCAAAGGGACUGAUGCUCAUGAAUUUCUUCGUCCAAGCCGCGCUUGUGUUCAACCAAUACAUCAACCCCAUCGGCCUGAGCCACCUCCAACCCCGCUGGAGAUUCUACUCCAUUUACUGCGGCUGGCUGCUCUUCGAAGCCCUCUUCGUAAUCUUCUUCUUCAUCGAGACCCGCGGCGUCACGUUGGAGGAGGUGGCCAAGAUCUUCGACGGCGAGGACGCACAGGUCGCCCACGUGGACCUCGACGCCGUGGAGGAGAAGAUGGCGCAUGAAGUCGAGGUGACGGAGGUGGAGACCGUUAGUGCGCCGAAGAAACAGCACGUUUAG
Molecule: messenger RNA, 1599 nt
Organism: Cladophialophora yegresii CBS 114405
Lineage: Eukaryota; Fungi; Ascomycota; Eurotiomycetes; Chaetothyriales; Herpotrichiellaceae
Exons: 8
Coding region: 1-1599 (532 amino acids)
Biological process (GO): transmembrane transport; carbohydrate transport
Cellular component (GO): membrane
Molecular function (GO): carbohydrate:proton symporter activity
Source: RefSeq, a predicted model, not a curated record